Molecule: messenger RNA, 830 nt
Organism: Aspergillus versicolor CBS 583.65
Lineage: Eukaryota; Fungi; Ascomycota; Eurotiomycetes; Eurotiales; Aspergillaceae
Exons: 1
Coding region: 178-603 (141 amino acids)
Source: RefSeq, a predicted model, not a curated record
GGGCACUUGGGACGCUAGUCAAACAAGCUGGUAUUGGUAUUUCAGUCUAUUUUACACACUUUCCGGCAGCCGCCAGUCUCGUCUCUGAGUUGUCAUCCAGCGUGCCUCAAAUGCAGACUCCAAGCAAUUAAGAGUGGGCUCAGAAAGCUCAUAGCGCAAUUCCGGGACGUCGAUGUCAUGGAAACCUCGUCUGCUAAGACAGCUCCGUUAACACCCGGUGUAGACGAUAUGUACUCAGUGUCCUGCGAUCAGAGUUCCGAGGUCCCCAUCGACCCAGGCAACCUUAAACGCUGCAAACUCGUGGCCCAGCCAUUCGCCGACCGCGGAUUUCAGAAGGUCGAAAAAGAAGGAACGAAGAAUUACUGCACGUCCCGCAUCGAGGGGGAAGCGAAAAUCAUCAGUUCGAGCAGAUCAACAAAUGGUCUGACCAUUAUGCUGAUUGUGGUCUCCAUGAUUGGCGGGCCUUUCCACCUUCUCAUUCGUUUCAGCCAUCAGUCCAUCUGUCCCAGGUGCAAAUCAUUGUUGACUCGGAUAAUAAUCCUUGAAGGCGACGUCGACGUUUGUCCCCCUUCAGCCACGAGCAAUGAGUCAAAGGCUUUCUAAACUUGCCACCUCAAAGGAUUCAAGUUUCCGUCUUUGCUGCAGGAGCAUAAUUAAUUAAUGUGGGUACUUUCUGUACUUGCACUCUGUCUGGCACGUAACAGUCCAGAGGAAAGAAAGAGGCGCUAGAUGGCGCGUCAACAAACGCUACUCAGUGCUCUUUCCUACGAUGCAAGGCUAGCUGACCUCGCGUAGUAGUCAGCAUGCUCAUGCUUUACUCUUCCCCCCUC